ACGAAGAAGGCCGCCUCUAUUCUAGUCUGAGCGCAAAAAUACUGUCUUUCUGUCUGUGGGAGUCACAACAAACACAAUUUACAGUGGGGCAAUAGUAACAUUCACAAACAGAUGUCAUCCAAAGAUAUUAUCUGUCUGGAUUCUGGAGUCAACUCAAGAACAUCAACAUCGCAGUGCCCUUUCUGGUAUCGCGUGAUGGUCAAGCACUACGCUUGUUCCGUUUACCUGACGUCCAUCUGACAGAGAGCGACGCUCGGCUCGUAGCUUUCUCAGUACUGAUGGUGAAUUGCUACUGCUGUGGUAACGGGCGGAGGAGCAGAAGCCGCAGAAGAGUCAGCAGUAGUAGAGGAGCGGUAGUUUGGAAUUCAGCUUUUACACGUAUUAUUCUUACUCGUAUCAACGGAGCUCCCUAAAAACACAUAGAAGGGAAGGGAAAAUUUAAGAAAGAUGGCUGCCGCGGCCUCGCCGGGCUCCUGCUCGUCAACCUCCUCAGACUGGAUUGUACUGAGAGACGGUUGCCGUCGUUGCGACGAGGAGGGCCUGCGAAGCCUUUCCUACCACCCGGCCCUUAACGCUAUCCUGGCGGUUACUAGCCGGGGGAGUAUCAAAGUCAUCGACGGCACAUCAGGGGCCAUUCUCCAAGCCUCGGCCUUGCAUGCUAAACCUGGAGGCCGUGUUAGGUGUCAGUACUUCCCUGCGGUAGACAAGGUCCUCUUCGUGGACGACUAUGCAGUGGGCUGCAGAAAGGACUUGAACGGCAUCCUGCUGCUGGACACAGCCUUGCAGGCCCCCGUGGCCAAACCAGAGGACAUGGUACAGCUAGAGCUGCCUGUCACAGAGGCUCAGCAGAUGCUCUCUGCCUGCCUGGAGAAGGUAGAUGUGUCCAACACAGAGGGCUACGACAUCUUCAUCGCUCAACUCAAAGAAGGACUGAAGAAUACCUCACACGAGACUGCAGCCAAUCACAAAGUGGCCAAGUGGGCAACAGUGACGUUUCAUCUUCCACACCAUGUGCUAAAGUUGGUCGCCAGUGCCAUCGUGACUGAGCUGAAGAAGAUCAACCAGAACGUCGCUGCCUUGUCUGUGGCCUCGUCCAUCAUGGACAGGCUCUCCUACCUCUUACCAAGUGCACGGCCUGAGCUGGGGGUGGGCCCAGGGCGCUCUGUAGAUAGAUCAUUGAUGUACAGUGAGGCAAAUAGGAGAGAAACGUUCAUGUCGUGGCCCCAUGCCGGGUACAGGUGGGCACAGCCUGACCCCAUGGCCCAAGCAGGAUUUUACCACCAGCCUGCCUCUACCGGUGAUGACAGGGCAAUGUGUUUCACAUGCAGUGUCUGCCUAGUGUGUUGGGAGCCCACUGAUGAACCAUGGUCCGAGCACGAGCGACAUUCCCCCAACUGUCCGUUUGUGAAGGGUGAGCACACCCAGAACGUGCCCCUGUCCGUCACGCUCGCCACCAGCCCCGCCCAGUUCCCCACCCCCGACGGCUCAGAUAAGAUCGCCUGCUACGGCUUCGGCAGCUGCCCCCACUUCCUGGCAGCCGCCACAAAGCGUGGCAAAAUCUGCAUCUGGGACGUGUCCAAGCUCAUGAAGGUGCACUUGAAAUUUGAAAUCAACCCCUACGACCCGGCGAUCCUGCGACAGCUGAUUCUGUCUGGGAGCGAGCAGGCCCUGGGGACCCAGGAAUCCAGGAGGCCCACCUUAGCCUGGCUAGAGGACUCCUCAAGCUGCUCAGACAUACCAAAACUAGAGGGGGACAGUGAUGACCAGUUGGAGGACUCUGACAGUGAAGAGCAUUCCAGAUCAGAGUCAGUGACGGGCCACCCGUCCCAGAGGGAGAGCAUGGAGGUGAGCCUGGGCGUAACAGCGCUCAGCGUCCUGCAGCAGCCAGAGAAGCUCCAGUGGGAGGUUGUGGCCAGCGUGUUGGAGGACACAGUCAAGGACCUGGAGGAGCUGGGUGCCAACCCUUCCCUGGCCCAGGCCAAGGCCGACAAGGCCAAGGAGAAGCCCCCAGAGCACCACAACAUUCCUUUCCCCUGCCUGCUGGCUGGAGGCCUGCUCAGUUACCUUGCUGCCCCACUCCCCUCCUCCCGCCGCUCCAUGGACAGCCCCCUCAGGACUCAGGGCCCCGAGCCUCCCCAUGUUGUGCCUGACCAGGGCCCCAUGGAGAUAGAGACCUGUAACCUCCCUCCCUUGGAGCUGGGUUCGCCCAACUCGGCCGCGCCCACUGUGCGCAGGACUAUGCCCGUGCUCUUGCUCUACAGCUUCAAGGAGUCGGAGGAGAAGUCGUCGGGCAAGGUGUUUGCCCAGAUGAACAAUCUGAUGAGCAAGGGGCUGCACGAGGAGGGCUUCUCCGUGCCGCAGAUUAUCGAGAUGGAGUUUGACACCCACGAGCAGCUGCUGCUCCAGGACCCGCCCAUCACCUACAUCCAGCAGUUUGCAGACGCUGCCGCCAACUUAGCCACCCUGGACGGGGACAAGUGGAGCUCGCUUGCGCCGCGGCCGGGAGCACUGGUGCAGUGUCUGCGGCUGCCCAAGCAGCUGGAGGAGGAGAACCUCUACGUAGACUCCAUCACGCCCUGCUCAGACGGUGUGCACCUGCUGGUGGGGCUACAGCCCUGCUCUGUGGAGUCUCUCAGUGCCAUCAACCAGGUGGAGGUCCUCAACAACCUCAACCGCCUCCACUCAGCCCUCUGCAGCCGCCGCAAGGGAGAGCUCCAGCCCCUGCCCACACUGGCCAACGGACACGAAGCCCUCGCCUCCGCCUCGCCCCCUCAGACCCCACUCAUCCUGCCCCCGCCUGACCAGCAGCAGCAACAGCCGUCCAGGGCCCUGGGAGGCUGUGGGGGUGGAGGCUACCUGGCCCUCUACAAGCUCAACUACUCCACCCGCAUUGUCACUCUGGAGGAGGAGCCUGUCAAGGUGCAGCACAUCAGAGACCCCCGGGACGCCGUCACCUCCCUCAUCCUGCUCCCGCCAGACGUGCUGGACGGGAGGGAAGACGACAGUGAGGAGGCCCCAGAGGAGAAACCUCAGCGUGGGCUCAAAAAUGGCACUGGCUGCGGCCAUGGGUCUGGGUGUGGGCCAGGGACUGGUACCAGCAGCACCAAGGUGAAGCAGCCAGACGUGGCCGGACUGGGCCACCUGGUGGUCACCACUCAGGCAGGGUACAUCAUGAUCCUAGACCUUUCCACUUUGGAGGUCCUGGCCAAAGUGGAGCCGCCCAAGACGGAUGGGACGGUGAAUGAGAUUGACCCUUUCGUCUCUGUCACCUACUGCUCCGGGACUGACCGCCUGUGCGCUUGCACUAAAGGUGGAGAACUUCAUUUCCUUCAAAUUGGAGGUGUGUGUGACGAUGUAGAUGACAGCGACAUUUUUGUCGAUGGCCCCCUUUCUAAAGGGGCUGAACAGCUGUUGGAGGGGACGAAGCCCUCCUCCAAUCCCUCGAGCCCAGGGAUCACAGGAGUUGACCUCCUGGUGGACCAAGUGUUGGCUGUGGAGAACCUAACGUCGCUGGUGGAGCUGACGCGCUUCGAAACACUGACGCCGCGCUUCUCGGCCACAGUGCCGCCCUGCUGGGUGGAGGUGCAGCAGGAGCAGCAGCAGCGUCGCCACCCCCAGCACUUGCACCAGCAGCACCAUGGAGACGCCGCCCAGCACACACGCACCUGGAAGCUGCAGAGUGACAGCUCCAGCUGGGACGAGCAUGUGUUUGAACUGGUCCUUCCCAAGGCCUGCAUGGUGGGCCACGUGGACUUCAAGUUCGUCAUGAAUGCCAACAUCACUAACAUUCCUCAGAUCCAGAUCACCCUGCUGAAGAACAAGGCCCCAGGUCUGGGCAAGGUCAACGAGACGGCAGUUGACAGACAGAUCUCCUUCCCCCUGUCCCAUGUCCUCCAUGCCAAUGGGGAGAGGAAUGGACAGCCACUUUUGCAUGACUUUACAGACGACAUCCAGUUCAUGGACAUCGAAGAGACAUCAGGCUCCAGGCUGUGCACCUUCUUAGAAGACCAUAAGGAGGAUAUCCUGUGUGGUCCCGUGUGGUUGGCCAGUGGACUGGACCUCUCAGGCCAUGCUGGGAUGCUGAGCCUCACCAGCCCCAAGCUGGUCAAAGGCAUGGCUGGGGGCAAGUACCGCUCGUUCCUGGUGCACAUCAAGGCGGUGAGCGACAAGGGCAUGGAGGAGAGCCCCAUGCCGGUGGUGAGGAUGGCCGCUGCCAAGCCUCAGAGCAGCAAGGGCCAUUCCCUCUCCACCCUGCUGCAGAGGGCACAAGCCACGAAGGAAAAGGCCUCCACUUCCAAAGCAGAUUCUCCUGCUCAGUCAAAGAAACCUGACAACCUCCGCGGCUGCGACCUGCUACAGGAGGUGUCCGUCACAAUCCGAAGGUUUAAGAAGACCUCCAUACCCAAAGAAAGAGUCCAGCGCUGUGCCAUGCUGCAGUUUCCAGAUUUCCAUGAGAAGCUUUUGAACGGGCUGUGUAAAGGGGCGGAUGAGGGCCCUGGCACAGAGCACUCCCAGAGCCUCAUCCUUGACUGCCUCUGCUGGUUGGCUGGAGUGUACUCCAACGGACCCUGCAGCCUGAGAGAAGGAAAGGAGGCUCUGCUGAUGAAAACAAGGAAACGGCUGACAGACAUUGUGCGGGUGUGUUUUUUUGAGGCUGGACGGAGUAUAGCCCACAAAUGCGCCCGCUUUCUUGCACUUUGUAUUAGUAAUGGGAAAGGAGAGCCCAGUCAGCAGGGCUUUGGCAUGAAUCUCCUGAAUGCUCUGCUGGACAAUAUGCCUUACUUGCCUGCAGCAGCAACAGGUGGGUCGGUGUUCUGGUACUUUGUGCUGCUUAACUAUGUGAAGGAUGAGGACCUGUCGGGCUGCAGCACGGCCUGUGCCUCUCUGCUCACCGCUGUCUCCCGGCAACUGCAGGACCGCCUCACGCCCCUGGAGGCUUUGCUACAGACCAGAUACGGCCUGUACAGUUCCCCAUUCGACCCAGUGCUUUUUGACCUGGAGGUCAGCGGCUCCUCCUGUAAGAAUGCCUUCAACAGUAGCAUCGGCGUCCAGUCAGACGAGAUUGACCUUUCCGAAAUUCUCUCAGGGAACGGCAAGGUAAGCAGCUGUGCGGCGGCCGAGGGCAGCUUCACGGCCCUCACUGGGCUCCUGGAGGUGGAGCCGUUGCACUUUACCUGUAUCUCCACCAGCGACGGCACCAGGGUGGAGAGGGACGACGCAAGCAUGUUCACAGUGAGCACAUUCGGUGUGACCCCGGCGGUGGGUGGCCUGUCGGCGGGCACAGUGGGCGAGGCGUCCACGGCGCUGAGCUCUGCAGCCCAGGUGGCUCUGCAGUCGCUGUCCCACGCCAUGGUGUCUGCAGAGCAGCAGCUGCAGGUGCUCCAGGAGAAACAGCAGCAGCUGUUCAAACUACAGCAACAGAAGGCCAAGCUGGAGGCAAAGUUGCACCAGACCACUUCAGCAGCUGCGGCCUCCGGCGUGGGGCCCAUCCACAACUCUGUGCCUUCCAGUGCCCCCGGCUUCUUCAUCCAUCCCUCUGAAGUCAUCCCCCCCACGCCCAAGACCACCCCGCUGUUCAUGACGCCACCACUUACUCCUCCCAACGAGGCGGUGUCGGCAGCCAUCAGUGUGGAGCUGGCCCAGCUCUUCCCUGGCUCCAUGAUAGACCCACCGCCUGUCAACCUGGCCGCACACAACAAGAACAGCCAGAAAGCCAAGCCGAACCCCAUGGGCAGCGGUCUGGCGUUGGCCCUCUCUCAAGCCUCUCACUUCCUCCAGCCUCCUCCACAGCAGUCCAUCAUCAUUGAGCGCAUGCACUCUGGAGCGCGGAGAUUUGUGACACUGGACUUCGGUCGUCCCGUGCUGCUGACAGACGCUCUGAUCCCCACCUGUGGGGACCUGGCCUCUCUGUCCAUCGACAUCUGGACGCUGGGGGAGGAGGUGGACGGACGCAGGCUAGUGGUUGCCACGGACAUCAGCACCCACUCCCUCAUCCUGCACGACCUUCUGCCGCCCCCUGUCUGCCGCUUCAUGAAAAUCACUGUGAUUGGUCGUUAUGGCAGCACCAAUGCCCGGGCCAAGAUCCCAUUGGGCUUCUACUACGGCCACACCUACAUCCUGCCCUGGGAGAGCGAGCUGAAGCUGAUGCACGACCCCCUGAGGGGAGAGAGUGACGCGGCCAGCCAACCUGACUUGGAUCAGCACCUGGCCAUGAUGGUGGCCUUGCAGGAGGACAUCCAGUGCAGGUACAACCUGGGGUGCCACCGGCUGGAGACCUUACUCCAGAACAUCGACCUGCCUCCUCUGAACAGUGCCAACAACGCCCAGUACUUCCUGCGGAAGCCCGACAAGGCGGUGGAGGAGGACGCGCGCGUCUUCUCGGCCUAUCAGGACUGUAUCCAGCUGCAGCUACAACUCAACUUGGCCCACCACGCCGUCCAGAGGCUCCGCGUGUCCCUGGGAGCCGGGCGCAAGAUCCUGCCUGAGCCCUACGACCCCCGGGAGCUCAUCCAGAACUCUUCCACCGAGCAGCUGAGAACCGUCAUCCGCUACCUGCUGGACACACUCCUCAGCCUUCUGCACUCUAACAACGGGUACGCAGUCCCGUCCGUGCUGCAGAGCACGUUCCACGCGCAGGCCUGCGAGGAGCUCUUCAAGCACCUGUGCAUCAGCGGCACGCCCAAGAUCCGUCUGCACGCGGGCCUGCUGCUGGUGCAGCUGUGUGGAGGGGAGUGCUGGUGGGGCCAGUUCCUCUCCAACGUCCUGCAGGAGCUCUACAACUCCGAGCAGCUGCUCAUCUUCCCCCAGGACAGGGUCUUCAUGCUCCUGUCCUGCAUCGGCCAAAGAUCCUUGAGCAACAGCGGCGUGCUUGAGGGGCUACUUAACCUGCUGGACAGCCUGCUGUCCCCCCUACAGCAGCCUAUGGCGGCUGCCCAUCGCAGGACUGAAGGUGUGUUGGACGUCCCCAUGAUCAGCUGGGUGGUGAUGCUUGUGUCGCGGCUGCUGGACUACGUGGCCAGCGUGGAGGACGAGGCGUCUGCAGGCAAGAAGCACCUGGGAGGGAAGGAGAGGGAGCGCACCUUCACAGGUAAUCAGUGGAGCUUUAUAAAUAACAGCCUCCAGUCCUCCAGCUCCAACCGCUCAGCCAAAGGCAACAGCAGCCUGGAUCGCCUGUAUUCCCGCAAGAUCCGCAAACAGCUGGUGCACCACAAACAGCAGUUAAAUCUAUUGAAGGCGAAACAGAAGGCUUUGGUGGAGCAAAUUGAGAAGGAAAAGAUCCAGAGCAACAAAGGCUCCUCAUACAAACUGCUGGUGGAGCAGGCCAAGCUGAAACAGGCCACAUCCAAGCACUUUAAGGACCUGAUCCGUCUGAGGCGUACAGCUGAGUGGCCCCGCUCCACCCUGGACACAGAGGCCACGGCCGCCAAAGAGGCCCCAGAGGUGGAGCCUCUGCCCUUCACACUGGCCCACGAGCGCUGCAUCUCCGUGGUGCAGAAACUGUCCCUUUUCCUCCUCUCCAUGGACUUCACCUGUCACGCAGACCUCCUGCUGUUCGUCUGCAAGGUCUUGGCCAGGAUAGCCAAUGCCACCAGGCCCACCAUCCACCUGUGUGAGGUGGUGUCGGAGCACCAGCUGGAGCGUCUGCUGCUGCUGCUAGUGGGGACAGACUUCAACAGGGGGGACAUCUCCUGGGGAGGGGCCUGGGCCCAGUACUCCCUCACCUGCAUGCUGCAGGACAUCCUGGCAGGGGAGCUGCUGUCCCCAGGGUCCCUGGAUGGUAUGGACGAGGGGGCGGUAGGCGAGGAAGCAGGGGCAUCGUCCUCAGCAGGGAUAGACUCUGACGACUCCCUAGCCCAGCCCACCCCCAUUCCCCUCGUGGAAACCAUUGACGAGGCCCUGGCUCCGGAUAUCAUCGCAGGUGCUCCACCUCUGUCUUCUUUGGAAAAAGAUAAAGACAUUGACUUUGACUUGCUACAAGACCUCAUGGAUGUUGAUAUUGAUCCUUUAGAUAUUGAUUUGGAAAAAGAUCCCCUUGCCGCCAAAGUCUUUAAGCCCAUUAGCAGCACCUGGUAUGACUACUGGGGUGCUGACUAUGGUACUUACGGUGACAACCCGUACAUAGGGGGAGUAGGGAUUGCUGUGUCCAAGCCCCCCGGCGUUGUCGAAAAGCCUGGGUCUCAGAGUCUCUCCAUCUCCGUGUCACAAGGUGAAAGCUCUGGAACGCGCCGCCUGGAGGUAGGGCUGGAGCAGCAAGGCAGCUUAUGGCUCAAGAUGAUGGCGACACUUGGGAGGCAGACUCAUCUUGCACGGGCGUCUCACAUCAACUUUUUCCCUGCAGUGUCCAAGGCAUCCAACGGGAAGAUGAUUCUCUGCUGCGGGGCUCCAUGGGGGCUCCCCCCCAGGAAGCAGCCUAAUGGUACAGGCCUUCCCAUCCCCAUGCUGAGUGCCUGCUUCAACAAGCUCUUCUCCAUGCUUCAGGUGCACCACGUACAGUUGGAGUCUCUGCUGCAGCUGUGGCUAACCCUCAGUCUCAACUCAUGCUCUGGGGCACUGAGGAAAGUGGAUCUGACAUCUUUAUGUUUCAACGCCAGCAGAGUGCCCACCAUCCCACUCAACCAAGUCAGAGCCUCUAUCAGCAGUUUCCUGUCGGUGCUAGCCUGGUACCCCAACACCUCCGUGAGGACCUGGUGUCUGGUGCUGCACUCCCUUACCCUCAUGACCACAUGCCCUCCAGUGGUGAGUCCACCCUUAAAAGGCCUCGCACGUGGGAUGGGAGCUCAUGAGAGCACGGCCCAGCAGAUGGUGUCGGACCCUACGCUGGUGACGUGCUUGUACGUUUCCUGUCUGGGGGCAACCCCCAUGCCCAGCCAGUACAGUCUCCAGGUCGGCCCCACCGCCACCCAAGCUAUGCAAGAGUUCCUCACCAGGCUCCAGGUGCACCUCUCUUCCACCUGCCCACAGAUGUUUAGCGAGUUCCUGCUCAAACUGAUCCACAUCCUGUCCACUGAGAGGGGUCCGUCCCAGUCAGGCCAGGGUCCUCUGGCGCUCAGUCAAGCUGUUAGGUUCACCCUGGAGCAGAACUUUGAGGUGGUGUCGGUGAGCACCAUCUCCUCUGUCAUCGAGUCCAUCACCUUCCUGGUGCACCACUACAUCACCUGCUCUGACAAGGUGGUGUCCCGAGGCUCCGACAGCUCUGUGGGUGCCCGCGCCUGCUUUGGAGGCCUCUUCGCCAACAUCAUCCGGCCCGGUGACGCCAAGGCGGUGUGCGGCGAGACCACGCGCGACCAACUCAUGUUCGACCUGCUUAAGCUAGUCAACGCCCUGGUUCAGCUGCCCCUGUCGGGUGACCGUGAGUUCAGUGGGCGUCUGCCUCCGGCGGCAGCGGGGCGUCGGACAGGCAGCGCGUCGGACGAGGAGAAGGUGUGCGGCAGCAAGGAGGGGGCAGGGAGGGGCCACCCCUAACAGGGCCCUGCGGCCGGAGUGGCUGACCUGGUGCACCACCAGCAGAUCAUGAGCCAGAUCCUCUCUGCUGGCCAGUGCAACAGCAGCGCCAUGGCUAUGAUCAUAGGUAGUGCUAGUGGCCUCCACUUGACCAAGCAUGAGAACUUCCAUGGCGGACUAGAUGCCAUUUCUGUAGGAGACGGCCUGUUCACCAUCCUCACCUCUCUGAAGAGGGCCACCUCGGUGCAGGUUAUGCUGCAGCCCAUCCUCACCUACAUGGCUUGUGGGUACAUGGGAAGACAAGGCUCUCUGUCAACAUGCCAGCUGUCUGAACCUCUGCUCUGGUUCAUCCUCCGAGUGCUGGACACCAGCGAGGCACUUAAGGCAUUCCACGACAUGGGUGGGGUUCAGUUGAUCUGUAACAACAUGGUGACCAGCACACGGGCCAUAGUGAACACGGCACGAAGCAUGGUGUCCACCAUCAUGAAGUUCCUGGACACUGGCCCAGGGAAGGCUGCUGACGGCAGCCUCAAGGCCCGGGUCCUAGCCUCCGAGCCCGACAACGCAGAGGGACUCCACAACUUUGCUCCGCUCGGCACCAUCACCUCCAGCAGCCCCACGGCCCAACCGGCAGAGGUCCUCCUUCAGGCCACGCCCCCUCACAGACGUGCACGUUCAGCGGCCUGGUCCUACAUCUUCCUGCCAGAGGAGGCGUGGUGUGACCUCACCAUCCACCUCCCUGCUGCCGUGCUGCUGAAAGAGCUGCACAUCCAGCCACACCUGGCCUCCCUCGCCACCUGCCCCUCCUCGGUCUCGGUUGAGAUCAGUGCGGACGGGGUCAACAUGCUGCCUCUGUCCACACCCAUCAUCACCAGCGGCCUCACCUACAUCAAGAUCCAGCUGGUGAAGGCUGAGGUGGCGUCUGCGGUGUGUCUGAGGCUCCAUCGACCCCGUGACGCCAGCACCCUGGGCCUGUCCCAGAUCAAACUGCUUGGCCUCACCGCCUUCGGCAACACCUCCUCAGCCACCGUCAACAACCCCUUCCUGCCCUCCGAGGACCAGGUCUCUAAAACCAGUAUUGGCUGGCUACGUCUGCUUCACCACUGUCUGACCCACGUCAGUGACCUGGAGGCCAUGAUGGCCAGCGCCGCUGCCCCCACUGCCAAUCUGCUCCAAACCUGCGCUGCCCUGCUUAUGUCUCCCUACUGCGGCAUGCACUCGCCUAACAUCGAGGCCGUGCUGGUCAAGAUCGGCCUGCAGUCCACCCGCAUCGGCCUCAAGCUCAUUGACAUCCUGCUGAGGAACUGUGCAGCCUCCGGCACUGACCCUACAAACCUCAACAGUCCCCUGCUCUUCGGAAGGCUCAACGGACUCUCUUCAGACUCCACCAUUGACAUCCUCUACCAGCUGGGAACCACACAGGAUCCUGCGACUAAGGAUAGGAUCCACGCCCUUCUCCAAUGGGUCCAUGACUCGUCGCUGGUGGCGGCACACAAGAGGAGUGGCCCCGUGGGCUACAUCCGCCAGAGCAGCUCCUCGUCACGGGAGUAUGGCCUCGUCAUGCCCUCUCCCUCCCACCUCCACUGUGUGGCGGCCAUCUUGUGGCACAGUUAUGAGUUGCCCGUGAACUACGACCUCCCAGUGCUGCUCAACAGAGAGCUCUUUGAACUACUGUACAACUGGUCCAUGUCCCUGCCGUGUAACAUGGUGCUGAAGAAGGCAGUAGACAGCCUGCUCUGCUCCAUGUGCCACAUCCACCCCAGCUACUUCUCUCUGCUUAUGUCCUGGAUGGACAUCGUAGCCCCGCCCACCGCAGCCCAGCACCGCCUCUCCAUGACGGACGACGGCAAGAAACAGCACGAUCUCAGCAGCGCCAAUGCUAACGCCACCACCAGCGCUGGCCUCACUGACGACUCCAAACAUGCGCGGCCACCCAUCGCCUUGUCCGAGUCUCAAUUGACCACUCUGGCUGCAGCCUCCCAGUCACCCGGGGCGAUAGAGCAGCUGCUGGACUCAGGCCUGCCCUCUCUGCUGGUCCGCAGCCUGGCCGGACUCUGCUGUGGCCUCCUGUCUGCAGCUGGCCUGCCCCUGCCCUCCACCGCCCAGGCCGAACGACGGCAGCACCAUCACAACCACCACCCCCACUCCUCUUCGUCAUCUUCCUCUCAGAGCAGGGCGCCCCUGUCUGCAGAGCUGGCAGCCCCAGUGCUGCGUUUCCUCACUGAGGUUGGGAACAGUCAUGCCAUGAAGGACUGGCUAGGUGGGCCUGAGGUGAACCCGCUGUGGACCGCUUUGCUGUUCCUGCUUUGCCACAGCAGCGCAAGCGCAGGGGGAACCAGCGGUGUACAUGGUCACGCGGGAGCUCACUCUGCUGCCUCCGGUGGUGCGUGCUGCCCCCCUCCUCCGCCCCCACCCCAGCCUUCAGGGUCACGCUACUCUCUGGCCUUCUCGACCCGGGGCAGCGGGCUCACCACCCAGCAGAGGACUGCAAUCGAGAACGCCACAGUGGCCUUCUUCCUGCAGUGCAUCUCCUGCCACCCCAACAACCAGCGGCUCAUGGCACAGGUGCUGUGUGAGCUCUUCCAGUCUGCCCCCCAGCGUGGAAGCGUGCCCGUCUCUGGCAACAUCUCUGGCUUCAUCCGCAGGCUCUUCCUGCAGCUCAUGCUAGAGGAUGAGAAGGUCACAGUCUUCCUGCAGUCGCCCUGUCCGCUGUACAAGGGACGCAUUAACGCUACCAGCCAUGUGAUCCAGCACCCCAUGUACGGAGCAGGGCACAAGUACCGCACCCUCCACCUUCCCAUCUCCACCACCCUCGCUGAAGUCCUGGACCGGGUGUCGGACACCCCCAGCAUCACAGCCAAGCUGAUCAAUGAGCAGAAAGAGGACAAGGAGAAGAAGAAUCACGACGAGAAGGAGAAGAUGAAGACAGACAGCGGUUUUCAGGACAACUACAGUGUCGUCGUGGCCUCAGGCUUGAAGUCCCAGUCGAAGAGAGCCCUGUCGACCCCUCCCCGUCCCCCUUCGCGGAGGGGACGUGUGAUGAGCGAUAAGCUGACAGCCUCAGGUGUGGACCCAUCUGCCAAAACUCUCAGCGUGCCUGUCUUCCACCUCUACCACAAGCUGCUACCAGGUCAGCCCCUGCCGGCAGAGAUGACACUGGCCCAGCUGUUGACCCUGCUUUACGACCGCAAGCUGCCCCAGGGCUACCACUCCAUCGACUUGACUGUCAAGUUGGGCUCCAAGGUUAUCUCCGACCCCGGGAUCUCGAAGACGGACUCCUUCAAACGGCUCCGCACAGAGAAAGUGGAACACUGUGACAUGCUGAGUAGCUGUCCAGAGGACGAGCCCAUGACCCCGGGAGACGAGUGUCUGGACGCAGCCAUCGAUGAGUCCCUGCUUGAGACCAAACCCAUCCAGUCGCCCCUGCAAGUGUUUGCAGGCAUGGGKGGUCUGGCCCUGAUCGCUGAGAGGCUGCCAAUGCUCUACCCAGACGUCAUCCAACAGGUGAGUGCUCCGGUGGUGCCCUCCACCACGCAGGAGAAGCCCAAGGACAGCGACCAGUUUGAGUGGGUCACCAUCGAGCAGUCUGGCGAGCUCGUGUACGAGGCGCCAGAGACCAUGGCCGCCGAGCCGCCACCCAUCAACAAGUCGUCAGUGCAGACCAUGUCGCCCAUCCCCGCCCACUCGCUGGCGGCCUUCGGUCUGUUCCUGCGCCUGCCGGGCUACGCUGAGGUGCUGCUGAAGGAGAGGAAGCACGCCCAGUGUCUGCUCCGCCUGGUGCUGGGCGUCACAGACGAUGGCGAGGGCAGUCAUAUCCUGCAGUCUCCGUCGGCAAAUGUGCUGCCCACGCUGCCCUUCCACGUGCUGCGAGCCCUAUUCAGCACCACACCUCUCACCACGGAUGACGGCGUGCUGCUGCGCCGCAUGGCCCUGGAAAUAGGAGCCAUCCACCUCAUCCUGGCCUGCCUGUCAGCCCUCAGCCACCACGCACCCCGUGUCCCCAACACCAGCGGGAACUCUUCAGAGCCCACAGUGUCCAGUGGUCAUGGAGGGGGCACCAGUGAGGAGCAGCAGCUGUACUGGGCGAAGGGCACUGGUUUCGGUACAGGCUCCACUGCCUCAGGCUGGGACGUGGAGCAGGCCCUCACCAAGCAGAGGCUGGAGGAGGAGCAUGUCACCUGUCUGCUACAGGUGCUGGCCAGCUACAUCAACCCAGCAAACUGUGUGAGCCACGGAGAGGCACCUACAGGGGAGAGCAGGGGCCACAACAGCAACGUCCUUCCCACAGUGCUGCAGGAGCUGCUCAGCCAGUCCUGCCUCAUUCCAGCGAUGUCCUCCUAUCUACGCAACGACUCCGUACUGGACAUGGCACGUCAUGUGCCCCUGUACCGGGCGCUGCUGGAGCUGCUGAGGGCCAUCUCCACCUCAACGGCCCUGGUUCCCCUGCUGCUGCCCCUGUCAGGAGACCCCAGCCAGGAGGAAGAGGAGGAGGAGCGCUCCGAGGGACAGACUUCUGUGGGCAUGCUGCUGGCCAAGAUGAAAACCUGCGUGGACACCUACACCAACCGCCUCAGGUCAAAGAAAGACAAGGCGAAAGGUGUGGUGAAGCCUGAUAGCUCAGACCCAGAACCUGAGGGGCUGACCCUGCUGGUGCCUGACAUCCAGAGGACUGCCGAGAUUGUCUAUGCUGCCACCACCAGCCUACGGCAGGCCAACCAGGAGAGGAGGUUGGCUGAGUCCUCGAAGAAGGCAACAACCAGACCCAAACCCAUGUCAAUCCUACGCUCACUCGAGGAGAAGUACGUGGCCAUCAUGAAGAAGCUCCAGUUUGACACCUUUGAGAUGGUUACGGAGGACGAUGACGGGAAGCUGGUGUUCAAGGUGAACUACCACUACAUGUCUCAGGUGAAGAACGCCAGCGAUGCCAACAGCGCUGCCCGCGCCCGCCGCCUGGCACAGGAGGCCGUCACACUCUCCACAUCGCUGCCCCUCUCCUCCUCCUCCAGCGUCUUUGUCCGCUGCGACGAAGAGCGGCUGGACAUCAUGAAGGUUCUCAUCACGGGCCCGGCGGACACACCGUACGCUAACGGCUGCUUUGAGUUUGACGUGUACUUCCCCCAGGACUACCCCAAUUCCCCGCCCCUGGUCAACCUGGAGACCACUGGUGGACACAGCGUGCGCUUUAACCCAAACCUCUACAAUGACGGAAAGGUGUGUUUAAGUAUCCUCAACACCUGGCACGGGAGACCGGAGGAGAAAUGGAACCCUCAGACCUCUAGCUUUUUACAGGUGCUGGUAUCAGUGCAGUCUCUGAUCCUGGUGUCAGAGCCCUACUUCAACGAGCCGGGCUACGAGCGUUCACGCGGAACCCCCAGCGGCACACAGAGCUCCCGCGAGUACGACGGAAACAUCCGGCAGGCCUCCGUCAAGUGGGCCAUGCUGGAGCAGAUGCGCAAUGCCUCGCCUUGCUUCAAAGAGGUGAUCCACAAACACUUCUACCUGAAGCGGGUAGAGGUCAUGGCGCAGUGUGAGGAGUGGAUCGCAGACAUCCAGCAGUACAGCAGUGACAAGAGAGUGGGCCGCACCAUGUCCCAUCACGCUGCUGCAUUGAAGAGGCACACGGCCCAGCUACGAGAGGAACUGCUGAAGCUGCCCUGCCCUGAGGGCCUGGAGCCUGACGGGGAGGAGUUCUCAGACAAGAGUGCCGCCCUCGUGGUCAAGGAGCUGCCCAAUCAGGAUGCGGAGAAGCCGAGUGGCAGCCAAGACGGCACCUGCAGUGAGGGCCCGCUAUGAGUCCCGCCCCUCCUUGCUCCCCUCCACCCUAAGCCGCGGCCACUCCUCCUCACAACUAUUACUAUUGUUAUUAAAUAGACUUUGACGGCUUCGAAGCACAAGCCACCAUUUUGUCAAUAUUUGUAUGUAAGAAUCUAAUUAUGUAAWGGCUGAAUAAAGAGGACAAAAAAACUAGAUGAGAAUGAAACAGCUUACAAACCAACAAAAAUAAGACAAAACUCCGAACUAUGCUAUGCCCUUAAGGAAACAGUCGACAAACAAAUUACCUUUUUAUUUUUACCUGUCAAACAGUGUAAACUCUUUGUGCUUUUUUUUUUUCAAUUGUGAAAUAACCACUGAUUGGUAUGUUAUUAAAUUUGUUUAUGUAUACAUAAUGACAGAGGAAAUCACUGAAUAUAUAAGGGAACUAGCCUACCAUUUAGAGAAUAAUGUUUACUGAAUGUUCAUUUCAAUUGUUUGGACUGUUAGUGCAAGGACAGUUGUAACCAGGAAUAUAUUGGUCGUUCUUUAAGUAUACUAUUUAAAAGAAAACAUACACUUUCCUGAAUUUGAGAAAUCUUCUGGUUGCCCAUUGACAUCGCUUUUUUGAUUUCUACAGGAUCCUGUAAACUUCAAUAAAGGCUGAAAUAUACAUUCUUAAUUGCAAUGAUUACUUGUUACCCUUUUUACAGGCUGUUCAAAAACGCUAUGAGCAAGUUUUUUUUGCCUCUAAUUCUCAAUGCAAGUUUAAUAAAUGCAACCUGUUUUACUUUUCCCGGA
Molecule: messenger RNA, 15993 nt
Organism: Salvelinus sp. IW2-2015
Lineage: Eukaryota; Metazoa; Chordata; Actinopteri; Salmoniformes; Salmonidae
Source: RefSeq, a predicted model, not a curated record